GGCGGCGGGAGGAUGGCGGGCCGCUCCCUGCGGGCGGCGCGGCAGCGCCUCGGGCCCGUCCUCUCCCUGGGCGCGCGGCGGCCCGGCAGGUUACAUUUCAAGGAUUCCUCAUUUGUCUUCAGCACUGCAGCUCAGCAGAGAAGUACAGGAGAUGAGUGUGGCCCAGAAGAUCCCCAUGAUGAACCAAAGCAUCCGCUUUCUGAACGUGCCUUAGAGCACAAAACCAUCAAAUUGGAAGAACAAGUCCGGGAUUUAACUGAGCGAUACCGGAAAGCUUUGGCAGAUUCUGAGAAUGUCCGGAGGAGAACACAAAAAUUUGUGGAAGAUGCCAAACUCUUUGGGAUUCAGAGUUUCUGCAGGGACCUUGUGGAGGUAGCAGAUAUCUUGGAGAAGACUGCUGAGAGUGCCGCAGGAGAAGCGGAGCCUAGUAAUCCAAAUCCAACCUUAAAGAAAAUCUAUGAAGGCCUCUCUCUGAUAGAGGCCAAGUUGCAAAGUGUAUUUGCCAAACAUGGCCUUCAGAAGAUGAACCCUGUUGGUGGCAAAUAUGAUCCAUAUGACCAUGAAAUAGUCUGCCAUGUACCAGCUGAGGGAAUGCAGCCAGGCACGAUAGCACUGGUGACACAGGAUGGCUAUAAACUGCAUGGGCGCACUAUCAGACAUGCACUCGUCGGUGUGGCAGUAGAGUCACAGGAAUGACAUGGGCUUACCCAUUGGCAUCUGGGACCUUAAUGAGCUGAGGACCCUUUGGCACUCAGUGACAGCUGCAGCUGCAUGUCUUUAUUUAUUAACCUAGGUUUGUAUUGUAUGUUGGCUUUUUUUGAUGUGUGCAGUUAUCUUGCCAUUAAUUCUAAGGUACUUUUAUAUUUAAUGUUUCUUUUUGGAGUAUGUGGAGUAGUAGGAGUCCUGCUUUUUGAGUCAUAGGUGUGUCGCUGUAGUCCCUUUCCCUGUUGCUGAUUUCAAGUCUCCAUUAAACCUAGUAUGGGGAAGGGGGGGAUAUGAGAGAGAGAAAGAGAAAUUAUCAGAGCGCUAGGGAAUCUUGUCUCCUAGUUCUGUCUCUGAGACAGACUCUUCCUGUGGCCUUUAGGCAAGUAACUUCUCUGCCUCAGUUUCCCUAUCUGUAUUAAGGGGCUGUACUAAUACUUAUUGACCUACCUCACAGGAAUGUGGCGAGGCUUUUUCUUUGCAAGGCACUCAUCCGAGGAAAAGCUCAAAGUGCUAAGUAUUAUUAUCAGGCUGGUUUUGGUAUCUUCCCUUGUCCCCAGAUCCCCCAGGUGGGGGUGAUCACUUGAAAUGGCAUUUAGAGCCAAAUUUUUCUUCUCUCUUUUCAGGAAAACAGUCCUGAAUUAAUGAAGUUUCUUUUAUACUGCAGUUGAAUAUUGAUGAGAUUUUAAAGAGAACUCAUUUGUCAUGGUCAUGUCAAACUCUAAUGUGUUUGUAUUUGUUCUCCAGGUAAAAUUUCAGCUUGCCCCUCUCUUUUGAAGGGUGAAAUAGGGAGUGGUCCUUAGUGGAGCAUAGAAAGCUCUUCUCAAAUCUCUCUUUCUCCAACCAAAAAGUGUAUUUUAGGGGAGAGUAAGAUCUCUUCCUUUAUGAAUAUUUGUGCAGCCUGAUAAACUGUAAGCAUGAUAAACUGUAUACUCUUUGAUGCUGCUGGCAGAAUGGAGAUAUGCCCUUAAGUAAGAAAUCUGGACUUAUUUUCUCAAGCUCUCCAAUGAUAGUACUCAAAUAACACUAACUUCGAGUUCACAUUCAGAUUCUACUUUUGCCUUGUUAUGGUAAAUAUAUAUAUAUAUAUUUUUUUUUUUUUUUGAAGGAAGGAAGGACAUAAGGUCUUUUCUACUAAAAGUCUUAAGUGUCCUUGAAACAAUUUUAGCAACAAUGACAAGAAAGCAAAGAGAAACAGAAGGCUGAGAAAGUGAAAACUGACCUGAAGCCAUCCUCCUAGUUAGAGGCAUAUUGUUGUCACAGUAUGGCAUAUGUAUUUCCCAGUGGCCCUCUUGCCUUGGGAAUCCAUUCAUCUAUACUGAAAGGAUUCAAUGUCACUGAGUAAAGUCAGAAUUUAACCCUUUGGAGAGUAAUAAGCAGGACAGUGACAGAAGAAUUAUACAAACCUGACUGGUCUAUUGUGGUCUACACAAAAACAAGGCAGGAAUGGUUGUGUUUUCAAGUUGCUUCUUACUGAUUUAUUAAUUCUUGUCUUUUCACUUCCUUGAACUAGAUCUGUAGCCUGACAAAGUUAUUUGAGAUCUGCUUCUAAAACCUCUUUCUUUAUGAUGGAUACUAUCACUGGAUUAGAAGGAAGCUCACUUCACUGGUUCUUUUCCAGGCUUAAUCCUUGUGACGGACUUCAAGAAUAAAGCAGCCUUCUGUUAGCAGCUAUAAACAAUCUUUCAUACGGGGAGAUUGUGUAGAACAUAUGCAACCUAUUGAUUGUCAUUCCAGAAUUUUUAGAUAGAUGGACAUUUCUCUUCUCAUAUGCCUAAUACAAGCUGCUUUAGUGGCAAUUGUAUGUGGGUGACUCAGAGCACCUUGCAUUCUAAUGAUGCUUUUUGAAGUGUAGUAUUGUGCCUCUGAGUAGUUAGGUUUUCAGGCAAGUACCUGAGACUUCAACCCUGGAACAGUGCUUCAUGGCAGCAUUAGAUCACUUUGAGCAAGUCUCUAGUUCAGUACACUUGUUUUACUACGUUGCUGGAAAUUUCAGAGAAAUACUGGCUUUCUGUUCUGUUCCUUUUUUUUGCUGGUCAUACAUGAUGACUGAGUAACCAGGUGAUGCUGUUACUCAAGACAGAGAUUAGGUACAAUAUGAAAAGUGGCAGUGCAAGCCUUGCCAUACUGCUUCGUGACUGUCUGCAGCCUGUUCUGAGGAAACUGCAUCUUGGGCUGGAAAGAGCAAUUAGGUUCUCUUCUGCCUCUUCCAUCGCUGGGGUAUCAGCUGAGUCUUUUUGCAGAUAUGAGGGGAGAGCUGGUUAUGGAAACUAACUUGUAAUGCGAACCUUUAUAUAUAUAAGGACUGAGCAAAAACAAAGUCUUUUCAUGUAAGAAGUGGUUUUCAGUUAUAAAAAGAUUGCAGCUGAUCUGCACAAGAGUUGUCGUGUGCAGCUAAAAGUGAUCAGAUCCAAAGCCUCUGUAACUCUUAACCUGCUCAGCCACUUGAUUGUUAAAGUGUAGUACAUCUACUUAGUCCAUCUUUGGACUAUUUAUCAGGCCUUCCCAUCACCUCAACUAGUAAUCACCCAUUUUUUUCCUUAAGGAAAUACUCUAAAAUGCACUCUGAAACACCUUCUAUCUGAAUGAGAGGUUAUUGAUUUAGGAUCUGUCUCUGGGACCUGCAUUCUUUGAGGCACUGUUGUGUGGCUAGAAUAGAAAUCUAAGGAGUCAGGGUUUAUGCGCACUCUUCCUUACCCUCCAAGAAGUCUUGUUUAAUUGUGGGCAAGGUAUUUUCCCAAUUUAUGCCCCAACUUUAUUACCCUAUGAAACUUCUGUAGGACCUUAACAGGCUUUUAUGAUAGUUACUGUAAGAUUUACCCAUUACUUAAUUACCCUUUUACAGAAACUGCCAAAGAGACAAAUGCUGUUGCUGCUGUUUGUCCUAGUUUUCUGCUUCCUUUCAAUUGUGAAGUGAAAAUGAACUAACCAUAUCUGGAUUCCAUCACAGAAUUUAGACUUCUGAGACAAAAUUUGAUCCUCUUACCUUUCAAGCACACUUAAUGAUCCCUUUUAUUGUGGAUAAGAUUGUCUAAGGAUGGAUCAAAUUUCUCUUUUCUAGAUACCAGUUCCCUUGUUGUCUUCCGCGUUUGUGUAAAGCUUGCACAGUGGGACAGGUUCGUUGUUGCACUCUCCAGAAUUACACCAGAGAGGAAUCUGGCCCAUAAGCUUUUUCUCUCCAGUCACUUUAUUCAAUGACUAUUUAAUAAAACACGGGAGUGUGUUAGAAGGGACGGAGUAGCAGAAGAGAGGAAGUUUUGCAUACAUGUUGGUCAUUUCCACUCUGUUAGGCCAGCCAUGAACUGAAGAACUUGAGCUGGGAGUGCAGGCAACUAGAUAACAAAUGUAUGCAGUGAUGCAUGGAGAUAAAUUGCUGCUCUUGGAAAACUGGCAGCCAUGCUCUACACAGGCAUUUGCCUUGUUCUUUGACCUUACCAUAUCCUGUCAGUGAGACAUAAUUUGAGUUGAACUCUUAGAUGAGUCUUCAGUGGCACUGUCUCAUGCAUGACAGUGUCUUAACUGACCACAAGCAGUACAGAAUGUGAAUGUCACUUUGUGAACCUUAAAUUCUCAGUGCUUCAUCAGCAGAACUUCUGUUGAAACAGCUGUGAUAAAUCAAUGGCUAUUAGCAGUCCUUUAAUUUUUUUUAAAAAAAUGUAUUUAAGUUUUAUUGUGAAUAUUGUAGUAUUUUUUUAUUUUAAAAUGCAAGAUGUUUUGAUAUUUCUUGCAAAGUCAAAUGAACAAACUAUUGCUAAUCUCCAAAAAUUGAAGUCCACUUAAUUGGUGGGAAACCUGUAUAUAUUGUAUGUUUUUGUGUUUCUGUGCUCUUAUUUACCCAAAGGUUCUGGCUGUCUGAAAGAGAAGGACUGAAGUGUGGGAGUGGUGCACAUAGUUGACAACAACAUUUGAGUUAAUGUUGGAAUGGGCUGACUUCUUUUAGAUGUCCAGAUACUGUCCGUUUGCUAAUAAAAAGAAAAAUGCAAUUA
Molecule: messenger RNA, 4688 nt
Organism: Rhea pennata
Lineage: Eukaryota; Metazoa; Chordata; Aves; Rheiformes; Rheidae
Gene: GRPEL2
Product: GrpE like 2, mitochondrial
Exons: 4
Coding region: 13-696 (227 amino acids)
Biological process (GO): protein folding; protein import into mitochondrial matrix
Cellular component (GO): PAM complex, Tim23 associated import motor
Molecular function (GO): protein homodimerization activity; protein-folding chaperone binding; adenyl-nucleotide exchange factor activity
Source: RefSeq, a predicted model, not a curated record